GGAACAGGCGUGAAUGUGCUGUGAAGACACCGUGUGCAGCAUGUGGAGUGCAAUUCUUGUGUUUGGUAUCUUAGCGGCAUCUAUUCUGCAGACGAAGACUGCCAGCGAUACGAUUCUUCGAGUCCAUGUACCUGUAGAAGUUCAGGGGUACCCAGCAGUUACACCAGAGAACCCCUUGACUUAUCCUCCUCGAACAGAAACACCCACAUCCAUCAUUCAGACAGGUUACCCCCAAAUUACACCUGAAGUACCUCUCACUUACCAUCGUCCAGUCGAAACGUCCACAUCAGCUAUUCAAACAGCUUACCCCAAAAUUACACCUAAAAUUCCUCUCACUUACCCUCGUCCUGUCGAAACAUCCACAUCAGCCACUGAAACAGGUUACCCCAAAAUUACACCUGAAGCUCCUUUCACUUACCAUCGUCCAGUCGAAACAUCCACAUCAGCCAUUCAGACAGGUUACCCCAAAAUUACACCUAAAAUUCCUCUCACUUACCCUCGUCCUGUCGAAACAUCCACAUCAGUCACUAAAACAGGUUACCCCAAAAUUACACCUGAAGUUCCUCUCACUUACCCUCGUCCAGUCGAAACAUCCACAUCAGCCAUUCAAACAGGUUACCCCAAAAUUACACCUAAAAUUCCUCUCACUUACCCUCGUCCAGUCGAAACAUCCACAUCAGCCAUUCAAACAGGUUACCCCAAAAUUACACCUAAAAUUCCUCUCACUUACCCUCGUCCAGUCGUAACAUCCACAUCAGCUAUUGAAACAGGUUACCCCAAAAUUUCACCUGAAUUUCCUCUCACUUACCCUCGUCCGGGUGAAACAUCCACAUCAGCCAUUCAAACAGGUUACCCCAAAAUUUCACCUGAAUUUCCUCUCACUUACCCUCGUCCGGGUGAAACAUCCACAUCAGGCAUUCAGAGAGGUUACUCCAAAGUUACCGCCCCAAACCCUCUAACUUACUCCUCUGCAGUCCAAGUUUUCACAACCAACGUCGUUAAUAAAGGAUAUCUGAAUGCUUAUCCUUCUAAUCCUCUAACACACAAUUCGCCCUCUGAGAUCUCCUCAAGUAGCAGCACAAACCUGAAAACUUGCGAACUGGUACAACGUAACCCACUGAGCAGUUUGUACAAAACAGAUCUUGAUCUUGAAGUGGUAAAGCCCGCAACUUCAGACUUAGAAGACCCAAGGUUGGCAGUUUCAAACCAGCCGGCUUCGAGACUUCAAGGGCAGUACAUCGGUGCUGCAGACGCUCCAGAGAGGUCACAUGAUGACGGACGCUAUCACCCGCAAAAGGAAAGCGGGGACAUCAGGACGGCAGUUCAUGGAGAGUCUGGAGUCGACUAUCCAGUUUUACAUUCUGUUCCUGACAUUGCAUUUUCGUGUGAUGGAAGGGCUGAAGGCUAUUAUGCUGACGUGGACAGUGGCUGUCAGGUGUUCCAUAUCUGCUACAGAAACUCGCUGAAUCACGCCUUCCUCUGCCCCAACGGGUCCAUCUUCAACCAGAAGCUGUUGACUUGUGACUGGUGGAAUAAUGUGGACUGCUCAGUGUCCGAGAAAUAUUACAGUCUCAAUAUUGGGAUCGCUAAGGCAGAUCGAAACUUCGAAGCAAACAUCUACCAUUUCGACACAAACCUCAACAAGCUGCAAUUUUCCUCUAAGCUCCAUGUCUUCACAAGUACAGAAAUUGAGAGAGAAGAAACUGUCCCUGUUACUGACGCUUUGUUUCUGGUUACAGCGUUACUUCCGCCAACGUAAGACAAGUGUAGAUGUCACUGCUAAUCUUUCUUCCUUAUAAUCAUUCUUAACCUAAAGCAUUACGUGUUCAUACGUAUACACUUGUAAAGGGUCAUUCCAUGUGAAGUCAUCCAGAGA
Messenger RNA from Cryptotermes secundus, 1876 nucleotides. RefSeq names its product mucin-17-like. The transcript has 3 exons. Gene Ontology annotation, cellular component: extracellular region. NCBI's taxonomy places the organism in Eukaryota, Metazoa, Arthropoda, Insecta, Blattodea, Kalotermitidae. The record is from RefSeq and is a predicted model, not a curated record. Gene Ontology annotation, molecular function: chitin binding. Bases 14 to 1759 code for a protein of 581 amino acids.